UUAAAACUAUUUCUCACACAUGCAGAAAGUGGAGUUUGUGCGAACAGGUUACGGCAAGAAGACGGUGAAGGUGCUGGUCGUCCGGAGGCAGGGAAGACAGCAUUCUAUCAUUGAGGUGAAGGCUGAUGUGGAGCUCACGCUCAAGUCACGCAAAGAUUAUCUAACUGGAGACAACUCAGACAUCAUCCCUACUGACACCAUUAAAAACACCGUGCACGGUUUGGCCAAGCUCAGAGGGAUAAAGAACAUCGAACAGUUUUCCCUGGAUAUCUGCAAUCAUUUCCUGACCUCUUUUAACCAUGUGCUGAAGGCCAAAGUUUACAUGGAGGAAGCUCCGUGGAGAAGGCUGGAGAAGAAUGGGGUAGAGCAUGCUCAUGCGUUUAUAUUCAGCCCAGAAGCUUACCGCUUCUGUGAUGUUGAACAGACUAUCGGUGGCAUCCCUGUGGUUCACAGUGGGGUGAAGAAUAUGAAGGUGCUGAAAACCACCCAGUCUGGUUUUGAAGGUUUCUACAGAGACCGCUUCACUACUCUGAAAGACGCCAAGGACAGGUUUUUCUGCACCUCUGUGUACUCUAGGUGGCGCUACAACAAGAUCCAGGACACUGACUUUGACGCUGCUUGGAAGACUGUGAAGGAGACGAUUAUUGAGAAGUUUGCUGGCCCCUAUGAUCGCGGGGAGUACUCGCCCUCAGUGCAGAAGACCCUGUAUGAAACUCAGGUUCUAGUCCUGGAUCGACUUCCUGAGGUGGAUGAAAUAGAGAUCAUUAUGCCCAAUGAGCAUUACUUCACCAUAGACAUGACAAGAAUGGGUAUUGUCAACAAUGAUGAAGUACUCCUUCCUCUAGAUAAUCCCUCAGGGAACAUAACGGGGACAGUACGCAGGAAGCAGCGAGCGCGGCUCUAA
Messenger RNA from Pelmatolapia mariae (spotted tilapia), 904 nucleotides. RefSeq names its product urate oxidase (gene uox). Gene Ontology annotation, molecular function: urate oxidase activity. Gene Ontology annotation, cellular component: peroxisome. NCBI's taxonomy places the organism in Eukaryota, Metazoa, Chordata, Actinopteri, Cichliformes, Cichlidae. The transcript has 7 exons. The record is from RefSeq and is a predicted model, not a curated record. Bases 20 to 904 code for a protein of 294 amino acids. Gene Ontology annotation, biological process: purine nucleobase catabolic process; urate catabolic process.